CUGCUUACCAACACAACGCGGAGUGCAUCAGGCGACUCAAUUUCCGACAAGUUUGAUAUUUUUACGGGGGAAAUACAUAUAUAUUUAAAGAUAACCCGGCAUGUCAGACCAAGACGAAGGGGAGCAGGGCCCCAAGAGCUCGUUUACCACCUACAUUGCGGAAGGCGAUCAGCUGUAUCAGAAGGGGGAGCAUGUCAAAGCCAUCGAAAGCUAUACCACGGCACUGUCGCUGCAGCCUGACGACAGGAACUGCCUGGUGGCUCGGUCGCGCUGCUAUUUGAAGAUGGGAGACCCAGAGAAAGCACUGAAGGACGCGGAGUCGUCCCUCAAGGAAGACAACGAGUUCUUCAAGGGUCUUUAUCAGAAAGCAGAGGCUCUGUACGCAAUGGGAGACUUUGAAUUUGCUUUGGUGUUUUAUCAUCGGGGACACAAACUGCGCCCGGAGCUCCAGGAAUUCAGACUGGGCAUCCAAAAAGCACAGGAGGCAAUCGAUAAUUCUGUAGGAAGCCCUUCAUCUGUGAAGCUGGAAAACAAAGGAGACCUGUCUUUCUUCCAUAAAAAGGAUGAGGUCAAGAAAGGGAAGCCUAAGGAAGCGGUCAGGCCCCUGAAGAGGGAGCAGAAGCAGCAGAGUAAGAAGGAGAGUCCGAAGACGGAGAAGACAGCGAGGCAGCUGCUUGGCGAGCUGUACAGCGACAAAGAGUACCUGGAGAAGCUGCUGAAAGAUGAAGAUUUGAUCAAGGGGAACCUGCGGAGCGGGAUGAAGGUCCAGGACCUCAUCCUCGGCGGCAUCGCCUACCUGGACACCCGCACGGAAUUCUGGAGGCAGCAGAAGCCCAUCUACGCCCGGGAGCGGGACCGCAAGCUGAUGCAGCAGAAGUGGAACAAGACCCGGCAGAACAAGCCCUGCGACCCCACCGGAUACAUCCUGAGGAGCCUUGAGGAGAUCGACAUGGCUCUGGCUGCGGGCAACGCGGAGGGGAGCUGCAAAAAAACGCGGCAGGUCCUGCACACGGUCCAGGCCUGGUCCGACGAGCACGUGCCGAACAAGAGGGAGGUGAUGGGUAACCUGUACAGCUGCAUGGGGAACGCCCUGAUCGAGAUGGGGGACAUGGACGGAGCGCUGGACAACCACAAGAGGGACCUGGACAUUGCCAAGGAGAACAAUCUUCCAGAAGCAAAAUCCAGGGCUUUGGACAACAUUGGUCGAGUGUACGCCAGGAUUGGAAAAUUCCCACAAGCCAUAGAAGCCUGGGAGGAGAAGAUCCCUCUGGCCAAGACGAGCCUGGAGAAGACGUGGCUGUUCCACGAGAUCGGGCGCUGCCACCUGGAGCUGGGCCACCACGCGGUGGCGCGGGAUUACGGCGACCGGUCGCUGGCAGCGGCCCUGGAGACGGGGGACAGCGAGUGGCAGCUGAACGCCAGCGUCCUGGUGGCUCAGUCCGAUGUGAAACUGGGCAACUUCCCGUCUGCCGUGACGUCCUUCCAGAAGGCGCUCGAGAUCGCCAAGCUCCUGAAAGAUGAUGCAGCUCAGCAGGCCGUCCAGAAGGCUCUUAAUGAUGCUGCAAAACACACCACUGGUGAGCCGAAAGCAGAUCAGAGCACAGCUGAAAAGAUGGCUGACGAUGAUGGAGUGAAUGUGAGAGAGCAAAUGAAAGAGAAGAUGGAGGUUAACGAAGACUGAAAAGGAAACUUUUCAGGAACUUAUGAAAAAAUAACAUUUUAUAUCCCAAUUUUUCAGUCCUUUCUAUGCUGUGUCAUUCUCAUUUUAGUUGCAGCCAUUCCCUCUGAUAUAUAUAUAUAUUUAAUACUUCCUUUUCAUUGUGAUAUCAUUUAUCCUUUGGUUUCUGCUACACCGAGACGCGUGUGUUUAUGGACACUGGUGUUUAUGACUGACCAGCUCUUUGUGCCAUGCCCCAGAACAGGCAGUCAGACUGGACUCUGGCACUGGUAACAUAAGUUUAAUUCCAAGUUGGAAAAAAGUAGAAAGAAGCAAGAACACAACAUUUUGGCUGUACAGCCACAUGCAUACAUGUACGGACCUGCACAAGGCUUCAUAGCUGAGUCUUUGUGCUUUCUUCUUUCUUUCUACGUUUCAGUGAAGAGCUGAUCUCUGCUUGCUCCUCUCCAGCUCGCACACUGGCACAGCGCCCCACUCUCCAGGGGAGUGCCUGUGAGGGUGGGUUUGUCCUACUGGGCUUCUCUGUUGCUGACUGCUGUUAAGGAACCGUACAGAAAGAGUUUCACAAUGGGUUACGUGUCUAUCCCUGCGUACGUCUGUUUGUUAUUGCUACGGAACACCACGGGCUGAUGAACGCAAGACUUGGCCUUAUCAUCCAAAUAAAAAAGUACAGUAUGA
Molecule: messenger RNA, 2356 nt
Organism: Lepisosteus oculatus (spotted gar)
Lineage: Eukaryota; Metazoa; Chordata; Actinopteri; Semionotiformes; Lepisosteidae
Source: RefSeq, a predicted model, not a curated record